GGUUAAUUCGACGGUUAACCCUUCCGCGAGCGCGCGCCUCUCCGCCCACGUUCGCGGCCAAGGACCGAGUUCCCUCCUUUUCCGCCCUUCGGGCCCGUCGAGUAAACACGUACGGGGCCGUACUCGCCGUAAUUAAGACAAAGUGGAUAAUGGGUCACGUCGCGAUUACGAGGACGAGCCCGUUCUUCCCCUUUCCCGAUCUCUCGUUGCGAGCGAGGCAUUCUCUCGAAGGAGUUCCAGCGAUCCCCGACGCGGGAGCACUCCUCCGAGAUUUCCCGUUCGGUCGUCGUUCCCGCGGAAUCCAGAGAGACGAGGGACUCGACGGUGACAUAACCGGUUGGCCGUCUGACUCACCAAUUGGGAUCAAUUACUCCGCAGUCUCUGGUUACUCGCCCCUUCUGACCUUUAUUUUCCAGAAUCAAUUCGUCCCCGGAACACCGUCAACGGCAAAGGACUCGCCGGCGAAGGUAUCGGGAGGGGAAAGGGAAAGAUCGAACUCGAAUGGAAUCGAAUCGAAUCGACUUGGCUUCGAUAAGGUCGCGGAAGGUGCUCCCGACGAGGGACGAGGCGCCAUCUCCCCCUCGGAGCGAGUACUCGGGCCCGCGUCUUCGAAUCGUACCGACGAGCGAUAAGGUUAACCUAAAAGGGACGGACCCGAACGAGGUUACCGACCGCGCCAUCCCCGGCAGGGCGCCGGCGCCGCUCCAUAAAUAGAGGGCAACGCUCGGGUUACGACGAAGAGUCGGUAGUACGCCGUGAGCGCCUCCAUCGCGGGCCGCGGAAGGACGGAGACGGACGGAGACGGACGGAGAUGAGGCGCAAGGACCCGGGGACUCCGGGGAACUCGAGACCCUCGGGACGCCAAGGGGAAGGGCGAAAUAGCGUCGCGGCCGAGAUGUAAACCCAGCGGGGCGGUUCCAGGGGAAAGGGCGCCGACGUGUCCUCGCUCGCGCAAUGGCUCUGGUCAUGCUGCCCUGCGACCUGCCAUGGUGGCCGGCCGUUGUCAAACGCAUGGAGAGAGCCGCUGCCGCCAGAAACACUCGAGAUCUCUUGGAUGCCAUGCAAAGAAUACACGAUACGUGCAAUAUUAGUCUCGAUCCCGAAGAGGACGUUCAAGAUCCCGAUCUAUUUUUGGGCUUGGCGACGUUCCUAGAUGUGGAUCUCGGUUCGACGGAACGGGGCCACGUAUUUGAAAAAACGAUACCAAGAAUGGUGGAAAGGGCCAAAGCUCUGAGGUCCACGAAGCCACCGCAGGGACUACGGUUCAGCCUUCAGCAACAGGGGGACUGUGUCGAGUACAGCUACGGGUUUGCCUCUUCCCUCGUCGCAAAUGCCUUCUUCUCGACUUAUCCGAAGCGAACGUCCAAGACUCACCCAACACUGCGAGACUUCAACUUCACUAAUUUCUUUAAAAAUCUCCAUUUGGCCGCCCAAAAGGCAAAGCUCAGGAGCAUCUUUCAAUAUUUCGAUUUCUUGGAAACGGAACAUGCGCUCGAAGGACGAUUGAUAGUUUCGAGACAGGUGAUGACGUCGAAACAAUGGCUUACCAUCGAAGACUGGUUAGAGAGUAGCGUUCCUCUGUGCCCAUUGACCAUUCGCCACGAAAGGCGAUUAGAGAGAGUCGAGGCGGAAACGAAGGUAUUGCACGUUUGUUUCGCGAGUGCAAAAUUCGGCGACGGGGUACUCGAAAAUGGCGUCACUCAAGAAACCGUACAUAUAGCUACCCAUCCGGAGCUCCUUGCUGCGAUUUUAUCCGUGGAGGCCUUAGAGGACAACGAAGUUUUAAUAGUGGAAGGUGCCAGACACGUCUCCAGGAUAAACGACCCUAAACACCGGGCAACAUAUGAGAGUAUACUCAAGCCGAGCGCGGUAACGACGUGCUGUAUAGACCCGGAAAAUUAUUCCAGCCUACCACUGUCGCAAUUCGAAGAAGACAAUAUUCUAAGAGAAAUGAACAAAUCCCUGUUAGGUUUCCGACAAAGGCGAAUUCCAAGCAGCCCUACGGACCCCGUCAAGUCCGAGUUGGACCUCGAAACUGGUCCUGGAGCCCGAAGACUAUCCCCGAUAGGAGAAAGCUUCAGCGGCACGCCACCGGAAGUAGACACCGAAGAAAGAGAUAAUGCAGUAAAUACCGUCGAUGUUCAAGCUGGAAAGGUUGACCCGCCAAAGGAAUUUCGUCCUAGACCAAACGGAAAGUCCAAACGAACGCCCAGUCCUGGAAGGGCGGGCAAAGCAACCAAUUACUCGAACAGAAGUCGAUUUAUCGUUCUGGGGUCGAGCGGAGAAAUAUUGCCGGUCACGAGAAGAUCCAUUGGCCAAAUGUCGGUAUACAGUAGUUGCAAUAGUCAAAGCACCGACAGUUAUCACAGUGCCAAAGAAAUGAUCGACGACGAACCAGAGGAAGAGGAGCAAAAAUUGAGCAGACGUUACAGUGCGCAGCUGGACACUCCGGAACGACGUGGAACGUUUGCACAGAGGCUAAAGGAUGCUCUGAAACGAGAGAAUACCGCGACCGAAACAUCAUCUACUAAUUCCUCUGGCGAAAGCAGUUAUGCAGUUGGUAUAAGCGUAGCUGGUAGUCACGUUGACGAUCAAAACAUUAAACUGAAAAGAGGAGGAUCGAGGGGUUUCGUUCUUAGGGACGAAACCGUUGACGAGGAGUUCUUGAAGGAGUCUUUAGAGGCCGAACAAAAAUGGUUGGGGCGAUUUCGACAAAACCAACCGGUCCAGUUUCACAGGAGGGAUACCCGUGCCAGCAGUAGAUAUAGUUUCAGCACAGAAAAUAGCUCGGAUUUCUCUUCGGAGCUGGAGGAAGUUUACGAGCAAUUAUCCAAGUGGCUGGACGAUCCCAUAGAUGCGGACGAAAAUCGCGAACUGGAUGCAAGGGAUAGGGCCGUAGUGCGCUUCGCGGGUUCCCUCUUAAAGAGAGCAUUAAGCGAAUCUUUCGCGGGGGUCCCCGUUCAAGAAGGUGAGCCGCAACCACUGAUCGACACGGACGAUGCUCACCAAAGGCACAAACUCGCCUUGGCCGUAAGGAGUCUAAGCUUGGAGCUCACUCGUCAUAAGAACAAACGACAACACUCGGUUUCUGAGCACGGUGCCACGAUUAACCGAGAUGUUUCAAGCAACGAUCCAGAGGUGGCUCGAGCGACCAAGAACGCGCAACGUAGAAAACUGUGGGUUAUUACGGUCACUUCGGAAGUAUUUCAAACACUGGCCGACGACGAGACCACGAUACGUCUGCCUCUACCGGUAGGCUCGGGGACUUCUGGCAGUGAAGGAAAAUCCAGGAAAUCGAAGGGAACAAAUCAUUUGGAAACAACGAAGAUUCCUCGAGAAAGCAGUUCUCAGUCAGGAGGUUUACUCCCAAUUGCGACAGGAAAUUGGGGUUGCGGAUCUCGAUUAAAAGGAGAUCCCCAAUUGAAAUUGGUCAUUCAGUGGUUGGCGGCUUCCCUCUCAGGGGCACCCAGACUGAUCUAUUACACUUGUGGUCAUCCCAACUUAUCAAAGCUGGACACGGUUAGCCGAGUUCUAAUGGACAGGCAUUGGUCGGUGGGCGACUUAGCAGCUGCCACCUUGAGAUUCGCUCUUCAAAGUAUCGAAGAGAAAAGUAUAAGUAGAAAUAGCCUUUUCGAGGAGCUCAUAGGUAUGGACAAACCGAGUCCUUAGCCCGAUGCCAUGCUGUCCGUAUUGGUGGACAUUCUGGCCACCAUGAUCGAGGACGGCCUAUCCGCUAAUCCUAAACGGGGCUUCGACAUCGGUUUAUGGCUCGGUACUAACGUUUAAAGGCGCAACGGACGUUAUUUGCAAACUUUCGAUUCGUUAUUUAAAAGUUGAUGACCAUCGAAAGGGGACCCUCUUUCAAAAGUUUCCAGACGAGGAACCAAGAGCUCCCGUUAACGUUCUCUCGGUUAGAUCGGUCUACCACCUUGAGGAUUUUCUUUCUCUUUUUUUUCAAUUAAGCAAGGGUUACGUUUCGACGCAUAACAUUUAUCGACCUAUCGAGAUCCGCUUUCGGGGUUUGCUAAGAAAAUGGAAAACAACUGAAUUCCUUUGCUUCCGGUGCAUCGCCAAAGGAAUUUAUGCCAAUUGUAAGAACGGGCAUUUCUAUCGCCGUCGGCACAUGACAGUAUUAAGCGAUCGUUAUCACCUAAACUGUCGCACAAUGCGUACCGUUAGAAUAUCCGAAAGUCAAUAAUAUAAGAUCUCAGUCAAGGGUUUUUAAAGACAGGCCGCAGUGGAAGUGGUAUUUUAUGUAUACCAUUUACGAGUGAGAACGCGUCUAGUGGAUGUUUCGUUAGUCGGGUGAUUCACGGUAACUAUGAUGACAUGCAAUAAUUUACGAGGCACAAUAUACCCACUAUAUUUUGUACAGAAAUAUUUAUGGCAUUAUAUAUGUACGUAUCGGCGAUAAAUGCACGAUCGAUUUAGUAGAAUUUUAGGUAAGAUUUUGAGCCGCUAGUGUUUUAUAACGAUACUUGUAUGCAGCUUUUUUUUUUUUUUUACAAUCGACGCCAUUCGUAGGCGAUCGCUUCUAUACAUGAAAUGAGCUUUGGUAGAGAGCGAUUCAAUGUCGCAAAUUAACGUUUCUAGGAUAUCGUAUAGUGGCCUGUAAGAAUACGCGAUUGGCCACUUUGACACGAGGUCUUCCAUUUGGCAAACAUCACGCAACAAAAGUUGAAUGGAUAAAAUCCAAGUUGAAACCUGUUGCACUAGGAAUGUUGUAAGCUCGGCGUAAAUCGAACAAAAUGUAGUAUAUCCACUGGUGGACACGAAUGCCUUCCCUUGUUACACCGGCGAUGCCACGUUAGCAGGGAAGGUACUCGAUCCGCCACUCUACAUACACAAUAAAUGAAACCAAUAAAUUCAUAUCUCACUAAA
This is a messenger RNA of Orussus abietinus, 4881 nucleotides long. RefSeq lists its product as uncharacterized. The record is from RefSeq and is a predicted model, not a curated record. The transcript has 15 exons. Gene Ontology annotation, molecular function: poly(ADP-ribose) glycohydrolase activity. Gene Ontology annotation, biological process: nucleotide-sugar metabolic process; carbohydrate metabolic process; ATP generation from poly-ADP-D-ribose. Gene Ontology annotation, cellular component: nucleus; cytoplasm. Bases 955 to 3669 code for a protein of 904 amino acids. NCBI's taxonomy places the organism in Eukaryota, Metazoa, Arthropoda, Insecta, Hymenoptera, Orussidae.